CGGAGCGUCCGUCGUACACUCGCCGCCGUACUCCUGCCCGGGGGACCGCGGGGCUCCAAGACAGCCUGCACGCAGAAACACGUGGGGCGGCUUCUCAGUCGCACUAGUGCCGCUACCGUCAUGGCGGAGGAAGCUAAGAAGCUGGCGGCUUACGCCGCGGUGGACAAUCAUGUCCAGAACAACCAGGUGGUUGGUGUGGGCAGUGGUUCAACCAUCGUCUAUGCUGUGGACAGAUUAGCGGAGAGAGUACGUCAGGAGAAGCUUAACAUCGUGUGUGUCCCCACCUCUUUCCAGGCACGUCAACUGAUUCUUCAGCAUGGUCUCAGUCUCUCGGACCUGGACAGACACCCAGAGCUGGAUGUGGCGAUCGACGGCGCGGACGAGGUGGAUGCAGCGCUUACGCUGAUCAAAGGUGGAGGUGGCUGCCUCACACAGGAGAAGAUUGUGGCUGGUUGUGCUAAACAUUUCAUUGUCAUCGCUGACUAUAGGAAGGACUCCGAGGCUCUGGGCCAGCAGUGGAAGAAGGGCGUACCGAUCGAGGUCAUCCCGAUGGCGUACGUCCCCAUCUCCAGGCUGAUCGCAAAGCGUUUCGGAGGGGAGGCCAUCUUGAGGAUGGCUGUCAGUAAAGCGGGUCCAGUCGUCACUGACAACAGCAACUUCAUCCUGGACUGGAAGUUUGAGCAUGCUCAGAACUGGAAAGAGGUGAACACGGCCAUCAAGAUGAUUCCAGGUGUUGUGGAGACGGGGCUCUUCGUCGGCAUGGCUGAGCGAGCCUACUUCGGGAUGGAGGACGGAAGUGUGCGGGUUCGGGAUCCUCCAAUCAACUGAGGCUUUUACCACGCCCAUGUGCACCAGCGCCCCUCUGGAAUGACCUCACUUCUCCCGCAAGUGCCAUUGAUAGCAUGAUUCAUAUCCCCCCCUUCAUGUAUAGUGGUUGGGUCAAAGCCACCUCCCCCCACCCCCUGAAGAAACAGAAAGAAAAAUAUUUACUCCUCGAAUAUCUCAAAAAGAAGAUGGCGAGAUGCCCUUGAUUUUGCUUAUUCUCCAAGCGGUGCUUUCAUGGUUUCGUUCAAGUGCCUGAUGGGUAAAAUCAAGUGCAUCUCAAAUUUUCUGAAUCCAUCAAAGUGGGUUGAAUCAGUUCAUCUGGAUACGUUUAUUGACAGAUACAGUUCAUCACUCAGCAGGCCCUGGGUAAGUGGGGUUAUCCUAACUGGGCGUUUGUCAAAACCAGGAAGAUGUCCAAACAGUGCACCCAAUCGAAGAAAGAAGAAGGAAAACCGCUGCUGCCUAAGUGUAAACCAGUGGUGACUCUGUAUGUGGCGGGAGUGUCGGAAAAGCUGAGAUGUGUAUUUUCCAAACACCGCGUCUCAGUUGCUUUCAAACCCCAAAACGCACUGCGUCAGAAGUUGGUCCACCCCCAAGGAUCAGGUCCCCCGGCACAACCACAGCAAUAUAGUGUGCGCUGUUAAGUGCCAGGAGGAUUGCCGUGACUUGUACAUUGGGGAAACCAAACAGACGCUGGCCAAGAGGAUGACACAACACAGGAGAGCUAACACAUCAGGCCAGGACUCCACAGUCUACACCAUCUACAGACCAGUGGCCACUCUUGCAGGGAUGAGGAUGUGCACAUCAUUGAUAGGGAGGAACACUGGUUUGAACGGGGAGUCAAACAGGCCGUCUAUGUAAAGAGGGAACGACCAUCCCUGAACCGGGGGGGGGGGGGGCCUAAGAGUACAUCUGUCGUUGGUUUUGGUUGUUAUGCCACUGUAUUGUUUAUAAGGGUGGGAUACCUGCAGCCAGUUGAGAGUGAGAGGUCACUUAGAUGAGUGAUGAAAUGUAUCUGUCAGUAAAUGUUGUGUCCAGAUGAACUGAUUCAACCUUCUUUGAUUUUCUCACCUGGAUUAUUGAGCAUGCAUCAAGACUGUCUGAAUCCAUGUUCCCUGAACGUAUGUCUGCCGACUCUUCCCAUGAUCAGCUGGAAUGGGAUGGGAUGUGUAGGGUUUUUUUUUUUUUUUUGAAAAUUUAUUUCUGAUUUUUCCCUUUUUCUCCCAAUUUAGUGGCCAAUCGAUCCCUAUUUUAGUUCAAACACCCACCCUCGUACUGUAUGUGUUUGCCAACUGCAUCCCUCCGGCCGGCAGUCUUGAAGGAGACGCCUCGCCACUUCCGUGACAAGGCGAAUCUGGGCCGAACCACUGCUUUUUCCGACACACACAGAGACGCAUUCAUGUGACGAACACAAGCUGACUCCGCCCCCCUCUCGAAGACAGCGUUCCUAUUAUUGCUGCUUCAUCGAAUCCGGCCAUAGUCGGAUCUGACGAGACCGGGGCGCGAACCCCGGUCCCCAGUGAGCAACUGCAUCAACACAAAGCCGAUGCUUAGACCGCUACACCACUGUGGACCCCCUAAGGUUUUGGUUUUUAACAGGUGUAGUGAAGUAAGCAUAUAUUGAACUGAGGUGUGCCUUAAGACCACAAUGAAAUUUUUACCUCAUUUUUUAAUUGUAUUUGAGAUUAUAAUGAAAUCAUCUUUUUUUUUUCAUAUUUUAGUUUAGACAUGUUGGUCAGGUGAAUCGGCCGUACUAAAUUGUCCCUAGAUGUGACUGUGUCAGCCCUGUGAUGGACUGGUGGCCUGUCCAGGGUGUCUCCCUGCCUGCUGCCCAAUGACUGCUGGGAUAGGCUCCAGGAUCCCGCGACCCUACUCAGGAUAUAAGCGGCUUGGAUAAUGGAUCGACGGAUUUUAGUUCCAUCCCGUUGGGGCCAUCUAAAGCCAGCACCCUUUUGUAACAUUUAAGGCAUCGUAGGCCAUCAGAAAUGUGCUUCACCUUGGAAACGGUAUGCCGCCCUUAAGAACCGAAAUCAUUUGAAGCCACAGCUGAAGUAGAGAAUACACAUAAUCUGCUCCGCUGGCACAGACACAAAUUGAGGACUUCCAUAGUGUUACAGCACAUACAUGGCAGAAGGACAACGUGACCUCACACAUGCACGGUGCAAAGUAACCGCGAGGUGUGUAUUUGACAAUAAAUGGUGUACCUCGGCACCAAAGUGGUUGAGAACCACUUCUAGAGGGUUUGGUAAUAUCACACCGUCACUGCCAGAGCAUCUAUCUGCUAUGUGGUCCCCAGAUCCUACAGUCUGUCAGAAUGGAAAAUAAUAUUGGGUACAGAUGUGUGUGUGUGUGUGUGUGUGUGUGUGUGUGUGUGUGUGUGUGUGUGUGUGUAUACGUAUAUAUAUAUAUAUAUAUAUAUAUAUGUGUAUACUGUCUGUGUCUAACGUAAAUACAGCACAUUUCAGUUUCUGCAACUUCGAAUACUUGAUAUACAGCGAUUCUCUUAACCAAUUUAAAUUCAGACUGUAAAAAGUACAAUAAGAAAAAUUGACUAUUUUCUGUUAAUUUAAAUGUGAUGAAAUUACUUACAUUUGUUGUUAUUGGAGUGCUGACAUAGCUUUGCAUCUGAAAUUGGGUCAAGGUUCAAGUUUUUUAUCAUCAUGAGCACAUGGUGGCAUGGAAGCAAGGCUGUGAAGUUCUUUGAUUGGCGGUUGCUCCAACACCUCUUCUUGUUUUCCAAAUUUGUAAUUUUCCAGAAAUGCCCCACACAUUACAAAGUUAAGUUUGUGGUAUUUUUUUUUUAACUAGAAAUGUCAGAAGAGGGCACACCUACACCACACAUCUUUGCUAUUUGACUUGUUCUGAAAUGGGAUGUACUAUUCAUUUUCAAUUCAAUCUAGUAUUUACACCAGAGUCUUUUUCUUCUACUUCUUUUUGUGUCUGGGCACAAAGGGUUACUUUUUUUUAUAGAUUCUCCAAUUUAGAAGGGAAAAAAAUCAAUUUACUCAGUCAGCUCCAAUGACUUUCACUUCCUUAAUAGAAUAGACCAAUGUCACAUGGAAAUCAUCAAGAUGAGGAAGUAUGAAUUGAUUUUUUUUCUUCCAGAAAAUUAUAAAUAAUAUACAAACGUAUCUCCUUUUGCUCAGAGGCAAAAAAAAAGUACUACAGGAAAAUCAAAUAUUAUGGUUGGAUCCAUUGUUUUCUUUAGAACUGUAGUAAAAGCAUUUUAAAAGUUCCACUGUGAGCACAAAGCCCCAAAAAUAACCCUUUGUAGAAGUGAAGACUAGUCAGGAUGUCCUCAUUUAGCAAAAAUGUUCUCACUUGUUAAAAUUUCAAAUUUGUCCUCACGAAUAUAGCUGAACAAGAACAGAGAGAGAGAGAGACCACAGCAUGCAUGUUCUCUCAUUUGUGCAUUACAGACUUUGCUUGUGCUUCUCUCAUGCCUUGCCUAAACAGUUGCAGGAGGUCUUGUCAUGGACCUUAGCCAACCUUAACAGACAUCGGUCAAUUUUUUUCUUUUCAUUAUCUGCCCCAACAAAAAGUAAACACUGAUCAGUGGUAUGAGUUAUGUAGGUGAGAGGGGCUGACCAGCAACAAAGGUUAGAAGUCACAUUUGAACAUGCAACACUGAUUUGAAAUAAUUUGAGCAGUUAACAUGGGCAACUAUGCAACCAAAUUUGAAAAAACAAAACAUUUUUUUCUGCUCUAAAUGGCAUAUUGCAUGUUUUCAGGAGGCAGAUGAUGUGUAAUGUCUGUGAUGAGCAUGCAGCUGGCUUUGAAAGUGAUCUGAUGGCGCCAUCUGUAACAUGGGAAGGGCCUGUAUUGUCCCUCAACUCUAAAGCUGCACGUCGAUCUUCCAGUAAUAUCUUCGGAGCUAUUUUCCCAAGCGUUACAUAUCUGUCUUGUCAGUCUUUUGAAAACGUCUGUAAAACUGUUCGUCAUGAUGUCAAACAAAAGUUACAUUAUCAUCAACACUUCAGAACCGUACUUUGUCUUAAUUUUCUACUACUGGUCGCCUCUUCUUGGAGUAGCUGUCACUGUCUUUCCAGUGAUAAGUGACAUCACAUUCUGCCUUAUAGUUUCUGUUUUUAUGUCAAAUAGCUAUUGGGUGGGAAGUUAAACACCAGCUGAAUGCUGGCCAAAUUUUGGUUGAGGUUAUUAAGGUUUGUUGGCCACUUUUGGUAGGUAACUGGCCACCAUUUGGAGGAGAAGCUCUGUUCUAUCAACCAAACGGGUUGGUGAAGUACUGUUGCUUUCUGGUGAGCAUUUGGGACGUUCCAGCCACUGUGACUUGGAGACAAUAAUGUAAGUUAGGUUUGCCACCCUGACAACAUCUGGCCCAGUUUGGGUCAAAUGUUUAGUUUAGCGUGUUGAAUGGUUUUGCACCAGCAUGCUUUGGUCGUUUUGUUAUUUUCAGUCGUUCAUUAUGUACCAGUAAGACUUAUUAUGAUUUUGCUGUUAAGGUACUAUCGUAGAUUGUGUGUCAACCAAAUACAGGACCAAACUGACCACAUUUAUGGCUACUGCUUGUCUUCAUUCUCGCCUUUGUAUUUCUUUUCAAAUAAA
Molecule: messenger RNA, 5391 nt
Organism: Lampris incognitus (smalleye Pacific opah)
Lineage: Eukaryota; Metazoa; Chordata; Actinopteri; Lampriformes; Lampridae
Gene: rpia
Product: ribose 5-phosphate isomerase A (ribose 5-phosphate epimerase)
Exons: 9
Coding region: 121-828 (235 amino acids)
Biological process (GO): D-ribose metabolic process; pentose-phosphate shunt, non-oxidative branch
Cellular component (GO): intracellular membrane-bounded organelle
Molecular function (GO): ribose-5-phosphate isomerase activity
Source: RefSeq, a predicted model, not a curated record